This is a messenger RNA of Salmo salar (Atlantic salmon), 2765 nucleotides long. RefSeq names its product interleukin-18 receptor accessory protein-like. Gene Ontology annotation, biological process: interleukin-18-mediated signaling pathway. The record is from RefSeq and is a predicted model, not a curated record. NCBI's taxonomy places the organism in Eukaryota, Metazoa, Chordata, Actinopteri, Salmoniformes, Salmonidae. Gene Ontology annotation, molecular function: interleukin-18 receptor activity.
GUUGACACAUAGGAAACUGGUGGUCAUGUUUUCACAUUGUGCAUCUCUGAGGGGAGCCAGUAUCAGAUAUGAUUGGUUUCCAACCAUCUAAGAGGCAAGCUGCACAGACUAGUGGCUAAAGAAGAACAGGGCAGUGGAAUGCAGGGAAACUAGUUCAGAUGCGUCCCUUUUCAUUUACUAGGAAAGGACUGACAGCUAUUUGUCUGGUUUUAGAGUGGUGAAAGAGAUUCUGUUUCCAGGAAACCCAGAUCCUUGUGACAGUUAUGACACGCAGUGCUGGGUUUGAUAUUGGAAUGAAUGAAGUGCUGGGUUUGAUAUUGGAAUGAAUGAAGUGCUGAGUUUGAUAUUGGAAUGAAUGAAGUGGUGGAUUUGAUAUUGGACUGAAUGAAGUGGUGUGGAGUGAUGCACCCUGGACCGUCACUGGCUUUAGCAAUCAUCGCAUGUUUUCUGCAGAGAUACUUCUGUGAAAGUCGCUGGGACAAGGAAGAAGGUUUGAAGCCACGCUCAGAGACGUACGGCUACAAAGCUUUCUCUGGGGAGGGGUUUGUCAUGCAAUGUAACAAACCACAGUCCACCGGUCUCUGUGAGCGCCUCUACAACAUCACAGCCAGCUCUGAGGAAGCUGAUUGGUCGAGGGCCGAGGGGGAAACCAAUAGAGACAGAGAUUUCCUCAGAGAUGACGGGGCCGUGACAGGACGGGGGAAUGCGCUCUGGUUCUCUACCGUUACCGCAAAGGACUCUGGGAAGUACACAUGCCACACAGGUGGUAUGGUGAUCCACUUCUAUGUGGAGGUGCUGGAGAGGGCCAGCCUGGGGUGCAGGGACACAGAGGAGGACAGGGUCACUCUGGUUCUGGGCAAAGGUGGCAGGAUCCCAUGCCCUGGGAUCAAAUGUCAGACACAGAGGUCAGAGGUCACAUGGUACAAGGAUGCCAGGCCUGUGUGUGAGAUACAGGAGAAGAGGACUAUCUCUGUGGUAGACAGGUAUACUCUUCUGCUGGGUACUGUCUAUGUGAGUGAUGCUACACUGUAUUUCUGUGACUACACCUAUGAAGACAACGGGAUCCCCUGGACAGUCAGGAGAUCUGUUAACGUCUCGGUCAUACCAGCUGACACCACAGACCCUCCACAGAUUACUUAUCCCCAUGGCAACAAGGAGGGUGUGGAGCUGGGGGAGCCUCAUAAUCUGAGCUGUCAGGUGCAGUUUGGGUUCCAGAGGACCUUUGACCCAGUGGUCCAGUGGUGGAUCAGUUCCCAUAGCAACCAUGAAGGCAUGAUGAAACUGAUGGAGAUGGAGGCACAGCAGGUGAGGGAAAGGAGUAUUGAAGAGUUUGAGUUCACGGUCACCAGGACAGCUCAAAUCCCGGAGGUGACCCAGCUACACCUGGACUCCACCUUCACCUGUCUGGCCCAGAACUCUGUAGGCAACAGCAGCGUCACCAUCAGGCUGAUAAGGAAAUCUGCAGUUUCCCGUGUGCUGGUGAUAGUGUGUCCGGUGGUGUCUCUGCUGUUUGUAGCUGGGCUGGGCAUUACAGUGCAUGUCUACUGGCUAGAGAUCUCUAUUCUCUACAGAAUCUACCUGCCAUACAAACAGACCACCACAGAUGACAAGGAAUAUGAUGCCUUUGUGUCCUACGUGCCCAGCUCUUCCUCUGAGGAGGCGGGGGGACGAGGAAGAGGAGUAAGAGAGGAGCCACUGGAGGUGCUCCUGCCCAGGGUUCUGGAGGGGCAGUGGGGCUACCGCCUCUUUCUGCUAGAGAGAGACCUGCUGCCGGGCGGAGCGUAUGCAGAGGAUGUGGUGUGUGCGAUCCGCAGCAGCAGGCGACUGGUGUGUGUCCUGAGUCCUGACUACCUGGCCAGUACUUGUCUGUUUGAACUGGAGACAGGCAUCAGAGCCUUACAACAAGACCCACACCUCAGGCUCAUCCUCAUCUGGACCAGCCCCAACCCCACCAGCCCCAACCCCAGCAGCCCCAACCCCAGCAGCCCCAGCACCACCAGCCCCAACCCCAGCAGCCCCAGCACCACCAGCCCCAACCCCAGCCCUAGCACCACCAGCCCCAACCCCAGCACCACCAGCCCCAACCCCAACCCCAGCACCACCAGCCCCAACCCCAGCACCACCAGCCCCAACCCCAGUCCUAGCCCCAGCACCACUAGCCCAACCAGCAGCAGGCCUCUAUCUCUACCCCUGUCUCACACCCUGGGCCUGGUGGCUCCAGCCUCACCGCUGCCCCCACUGGUUCGGAGGGCCAUCAGAGUCCUGCCUGCUCUGCACUGGACCCCCCAGGACCAGGGAAGGAUGAUAACUAGCUCCAACUCUGGAUCACGGUUCUGGAGAUCCCUCCACAAGGCCAUGCCAGCCCAGAGUGGGACUGGGACAGACACAUAGACACUCUUAGACAGACACACAGACACCCAGGACAGAGGGACUGUUUUGUAGCCGUUAGAAGUUCUCAAUGCCUGGGCUGGGUUCCCCUAAAGCUUGAAACUAAAUGGAUGAAACAUGAUCUUAGUGCUACUAUGGGGGGGAUGGUUCUCCAGUAACUUGACACCUUGUAUGUAUUUAUUUGGGGGGGAUGGUUCUCCAGUAACUUGACACCUUGUAUGUAUUUAUUUGGGGGGGAUGGUUCUCCAGUAACUUGACACCUUGUAUGUAUUUAUUUGGGGGGAUGGUUCUCCAGUAACUUGACACCUUGUAUGUAUUUAUUUGGGGGGGAUGGUUCUCCAGUAACUUGACACCUUGUAUGUAUUUAUUUUUUGGAG